AUGAUCUCCCUCACAUUCAUGGUCAUAGCUGAAGAUCCUAUUGAUCACUUGUACAAGUUUGAUCAGUAUUGUAGUUUGUCCAAGACAAAUGGUGUCUCUGAAGAUGCAUUCAAGCUGAAGCUGUUUCCCUUCUCUUUGGGAGACAAGGCACAUCAGUGGGAGAGAACUGAGCAGGAUGCCGAGGAGCUGGUGGAGAACAUGGCAAAGAGUGAUUCAGUCUACAAUGAGGAGUAUGAUAGAGCCAACAGAGGGGAUGACCAGCAGACAAGGAGAGAUAUCAAGUCUCUGCAAGACAAGUUGGACUUGGUUCUUUUAAACCAAUCCAAGAAGGAACAUGUUAGCUUUGUUGGUGAUCCUAGUCAAGAGGUUCCUCCUAAGGUGAAUGAAGUGGAUGGGUUAGAAGGUCAAGAGGAGUUAUGCUUCAUCAACAACAAUGGUACUUGGUACAAGAAGGAGCCCAACUUUCAGUAUAACAACUACCAGCAAAGACCUUAUUCCAACAACCAACCAGGUGGUUACCAACCUAGGAACAACCAGCAAGGAAGCCAUCAACCUCAGCAGAACCCUCCUCCUGGUUUCUCCAACAAAGGAAACCAGUCUACUCAAGCCCAAGGAAGUUCUUCUCAACAUCAGGCUCAAGACACAAGUGUGGAAUCAAUGUUCAAGCAACUACUUGAAGCUCAGUCAAGAACUUUGGAGAAUCAGUUUGCCUCUAUGAGUUCCAACUCCAAUCGCCAACAAGGAACUCUACCAGGAAAACCAGAAAAGAAUCCCAAGGAGUCUUGCAAUGUUAUCAUCUCUACUACUUCUUCAAAGAUUGAGCUGAGUGAUUAUGAAAAAGAGGUAGAUGAGAUUGAGAAGAUAGUGUUUGGGACUGAGCUUGGGAAAGUUGAGCAAUUGGUUGUAGCAACAGCUGAAGCACAGAUGGUGGAUAAAGCUAUAGAAAGGGUUCAUGUACAAGCUGAAAGGAAGGUUGAAGCAAUGAAUCUGCUGAGAGUUGAGCCUAGUGCUGAGAAACCAGUUGAGAGGAGAGCUGACCAGAAGCUGAAAGAGGUGAAGAAAGACGACACUGAGAUUGAGCCACCACCGUAUGAGGUCCCACUCCCAUUUCCACAAAGGGUCCUCACCAAAGCUCAGAAGAAGGUUAUCUCCAAGCUCAGGAAAGAUCUUAGUGAUGUUGGGGUUAGGCUCCCAGAAAUCUCUGGUAUGCGUGAAGCUCAUGUCCAAAUGAUGCUCAUCAAGGACAUUCUAGACCACCAAACAGAAGUGGCCGAGCUUUUGGACAUCUCCAUUUUGAAGAUUGAUCCACCAGUCCCUCCAAAGUCUCUCCCUAAGCUAGAGUCUCAAGGGAAGUUCACAUUGUCUUGCUCCCUUGGUAAGAUCACUAUGAAUGAUGCUUUGGUUGAUUCUGGUGCAAGUGUGAAUGUGAUCUCAUUGGAAAUGGUGAAAAGUCUUGGUAUUGAGAGCAUGGAGCCAGACACAUCUUCUCUUAUGUUUGGGGAUUCAUCUUCUACAACCCCCAUUGGCCUCAUCAAGGAUUUUCCUUUGAAGAUUGGAGCAUGCACAAUUCCUAUAGACCUCACUGUUCUGAAGAUGACAACUGAGAAGAGAGUUCCUUUGAUCCUUGGCACUCCAUUUCUCACAACAGUUGGAGCAUGUAUUGAUUUCCCAAACAAGAAGGUCACACUCCUCAAUGUGAACAAGACUGUCUCUUACCCAAUCCAAUCUCCAAUAGAUGUUGGGUAUUGUGGAACAAUCACUUGUGAAGAACCAUCCAUUGAGAAGACCCAAGCUAAAGUGGUUGUUCCUGAGAAAGAAGAUCUUGUUGGAGAGUCCUCUAAAAAGUUGUGUGUUGAGCACUUGGAAAGUGCUAAAAGGGAGGAGGUGAGUAGAGCCACAAAAGCUGCUCAUGACAUGAGGAAGAUAGUGAAAGAACCUCAUCCUCCACCUCUUGAUAAGACUCCUCACACUCUCACUCUCCACCCAAUGAAGCUCAAGGAUGGAGCCAUUGAGUACAAGAUCAAGUGCAAAGGCAGGUCCAAGCCAUUCUCAAGUGCAAGGGCCAUCAUCACUCCUCAGCUUCAAAACGACCCCAUCAAGCUCCAAGAGCUCCUCUCUCAGGUCCUCACCAUCACUCUUGAAGGUGGGAAGGAUCCUACUUCUCACUAG
This is a messenger RNA of Raphanus sativus (radish), 2169 nucleotides long. RefSeq lists its product as uncharacterized. The record is from RefSeq and is a predicted model, not a curated record. Gene Ontology annotation, molecular function: aspartic-type endopeptidase activity. The transcript has 4 exons. Lineage: Eukaryota; Viridiplantae; Streptophyta; Magnoliopsida; Brassicales; Brassicaceae. The coding region runs from base 1 to 2169 and encodes 722 amino acids. Gene Ontology annotation, biological process: proteolysis.